UCCUUGACUCUAUAUUUUUUAUUCUUUAUAGAAGAUAAUAUUCUAAUAUAUAUGUUCUUCUAAUGAAUAUGAAUUUUUGAUUUUAGGCGAAGUUAAAUAUAUUGUUAUUCCGAAUAAACAUCAUACUUUUUGGGCUUUACAAUUUUUUCGAGAAUAUCCAAAUGCAUAUCUCAUUGGAACACGUGGUGUUAUAUCUGAUGAAAAACUGAAUCGACAAGUUCAUGCUUAUUUUUCAACAGAUGGCUUAACAUUGAAUAUUAAUUGUCCAACGACUGAACCAUUCGAAUGGCCAUUUGAUGAAAUUGAUUUUUAUUGUUUUUAUAGUGUAGAUGUUUUAGAUGAAAUUGUAUGCUAUCAUCGAUCGUCAUCAACAUUGAUCCUAACUGAUUUGGCAUUUAAUUAUUAUGAAUCAGGUCAAGAAUUGAUUCGAGCAGAAGGUCAUCUAUUCAGAUUCUAUUUAUGGUUAGCUGAUGGCCAUCGUGAAGCAUGUGUUACAAAACCAUUUAAAUUUUUUUUUCGAAAAAAUAUUCAUUCAAUUAAAAAUGAUUUUGAUCAAAUGAUGAUUCGUUAUGAAAAUUUCAAUCGUCUAAUUAUGGCACAUGGAACAAUUAUUCAACAUGAUGCUUAUGAAAAACUUAAAUUAGGAACAUAUCAAUUUAUUCUAGAUGUAUACGAAAAAGAAAAACAUCGUAAACAUGAUUGGUCUUUUAAAAGAACAAUAGGACUUAUCUUUAUUAUUGCUAUAUUGAUAAUAAUCAUUUUACGAUUUUUUUUCUUUAAAUAA
Messenger RNA from Rotaria sordida, 784 nucleotides. The record is from the annotation of a GenBank genome assembly. Lineage: Eukaryota; Metazoa; Rotifera; Eurotatoria; Philodinida; Philodinidae.